This is a messenger RNA of Hevea brasiliensis (rubber tree), 485 nucleotides long. RefSeq names its product mitochondrial import receptor subunit TOM9-2-like. Gene Ontology annotation, cellular component: mitochondrial outer membrane. The transcript has a single exon. Gene Ontology annotation, biological process: intracellular protein transport. The coding region runs from base 13 to 324 and encodes 103 amino acids. The record is from RefSeq and is a predicted model, not a curated record. Lineage: Eukaryota; Viridiplantae; Streptophyta; Magnoliopsida; Malpighiales; Euphorbiaceae.
AAAACCCUUUCAAUGGCUUCUCUGGGGAAGAAACGGCUUGUUAGCGGUAACAGCAGCGGCGAGGAAGGGAUCGUUGCGAGAGUGACGCGCACCGUAUCGGAUUCAGCUAUCGUGAGCACUGCGAAACAUGCGGCGAAUGACGCGGCAUACGUGGCGAAGAGGCUGGCUAAGAGCACGGGAAAGGCGGCGUGGAUCGCUGGUACCACUUUCCUCAUCCUGGUGGUACCACUCAUCAUCGAGAUGGACCGCGAGCAGCAGAUCAGUGAGCUCGAGCUGCAGCAGCAGAGCCUCCUCGGCGCCCCUCCUGCACCAAUCAACAAGUGAUGCUUUUUUUUCCCCCGAUUGGGUCUGUUCAAGUAAAAAUAUUUGGUGAUAGUGAACUAGUGAUUUAGUUUUUUUUUUUUUUUUUUUUUAAUUACUGGAUGAUGAAUGUGGGGUUUUUCACAGGAAACUUGAGGAUUAAUCUUAGAUUUUAGUAUUGUUUA